CCAAACACAAAAUAUAGUAACUACACCUGCUCCCCCUUUCCCUCGAUCGAAUGGCUUCCAGUGCUGGUCAUAACGUUGUGAAAGCCGGAUACUGGUUUUUCGGGAGUGACAAACGGAGGGUAGCAGAUAUACCUUCCGAACUCUUCACACAUCUUUAUGCUGGCUUUGCCAAGGUCAACGAUAAUGGCAAUGUAUUCAUCCCUGAGAGAUACUUGGAUCUAUUCGAAGUCUUCACCAGAACCGUUCGAGUACGAAACCCUAGCGUGAAAACUCUUUUAUCCAUCGGUGGUGAAAGUGAAGAAGCUCACAUAUCUACAGUGGUAGCAAAUGAAGUUAAGCGUGGACAUUUGAAAAGGGACUCCAUAGGUCUUGCCAAGAAGUUCGGUUUCGAUGGCCUGGACCUCUGCUGGCUGUACCCCUCCAAUGCCGACCGGGAGGACCAGCUUAGUGCUCUCCUCUGUGAAUGGCGAUUUGCCCUGGGCGAAGACGUCGAGAAGACAAAGAGGUCUGAGCCGUGGCUUCUUACUGCAGCGGUGUUUCACCAUCCGGUCAUUAAUAAUUUCAAUUAUCCCAUUCAGGCUAUUAAUGACAACUUGGACUGGAUCAACGUACUGGCCAUUGACUUCUAUACUCCCUCCAACUCACUCAACGAGACUGGACCGGUUCAUGCGUGGCUUACUCGACCUAUGGAUCUACUGGACAAGUGCGGACAAAGAGGCAUUCAAGACUGGAUUGACAAAUUAGGGGUUGCGACCAACAAAUUAGUCUUCAGCCUUCCAUUUUAUGGCUAUGAAUGGAUUAUUAAUGUAGAUCGUGCGAAUGGGUACUUUGGAUUCUUUGCACCGGCUUUAGAUAAAGGAAUUAAUCGUCUGCCCCUGGCCUUCAGAGAUAUCCAGGAAGAACUCCGGCGAGAUAUAUAUGAAACCGUGUAUGAUAGGAACUAUGAAGCUGUUUACUCGCAUGGUACAAUUAAUAAGGAGAAAUGGAUUGGUUAUGAGGAUGGAUGCAGCAUCUCUGGAAAGGUUAGCAAGGCACUAUUUGAUGCCUACAAAUUGGGCGGUUACUUUGCAUGGCAUUUGGACGCCGACGACUUGAACUGGACUCUUUCUCGUUCAGCCUUCGAGUCAUCAGUACCGCCGGCGUUUGAGGCUAAUCCGUAAUGGCCACCAGUAUUGUGAAGAAUAAUCAACAACAUGGCCAGCAAUCAGAUAUGGUGUGUUUGCUAUAUAUAUAUAUGUAUGUGUGUUUGUGUGUGCUUGUAUUAUCAAUAUUUAGGCCAAUGGUAUCAGCUAUACCGAUGUUCUGUUACAAUUAUAUGUAACAUAGAAGUUGCUAAUUGUAACAUGAUCAACAAUAAGGCCAAUGGCUAUGCUGUGUUAAUUGUGUGUAAUAUUAUCCCCCAGUUAAUAAUAAGGUCAUUCUUAUGGCCACAGCGUGCACGGUAAUUUAUAAA
Messenger RNA from Juglans regia (Persian walnut), 1453 nucleotides. RefSeq names its product class V chitinase-like. Gene Ontology annotation, molecular function: chitin binding; chitinase activity. Gene Ontology annotation, cellular component: extracellular region. Gene Ontology annotation, biological process: carbohydrate metabolic process; chitin catabolic process. The coding region runs from base 51 to 1160 and encodes 369 amino acids. Lineage: Eukaryota; Viridiplantae; Streptophyta; Magnoliopsida; Fagales; Juglandaceae. The transcript has 2 exons. The record is from RefSeq and is a predicted model, not a curated record.